AUGGCGCCCCUCACUAUUGAAUCCCUGAACCCUGCACUUCUCAAGGUGGAGUAUGCAGUUCGCGGCGAGCUCGCAAUUAAGGCGGAGGAAUAUCGUACGAAGCUCAAAACCGCUGACCACGACCUACCUUUCGACAGAGUCAUAUCAUCCAACAUCGGAAAUCCUCAGCAGCAAGGACUUGAUCAACCUCAGAUCACUUUUCUGAGGCAACUCGCAGCGUUGAUGGAGUAUCCGGCCUUGGUGGAGCUUGCACCUGGCGUAUUUCCGGACGAUGUCGUCAAAAGAGCUAAGCAGCUGCAAGCCGAGAUAGGAAGCAUCGGAGCGUACAGUCACAGUCAGGGUGUGCCUCUGAUUAGAGAGCAUGUUGCCAAAUUCAUUGAAGAACGCGAUGGAUACCCAUCCGAUCCCAAAAAUAUCUUCCUAACUGCUGGCGCCUCUGCCGGUGUCUCUCUCCUCAUCUCCAUGCUCAUCUCUUCGCCGGAUUCGGGCAUUAUGAUUCCUAUCCCACAGUACCCACUGUAUACCGCCACCAUAGCCCAAUAUUCUGGAAAGCCUAUACCGUAUUACCUUGACGGAUCAUCGGAUUGGAAUACGUCUCUUGAAGAGAUCAAGGUCGCGUUAGACAAGGCCGAAGCGGAAGGAACAAAACCUAAAGCUCUGGUGGUCAUAAAUCCGGGAAAUCCGACGGGCGCACUCCUCUCUGAGGACACCCAGAUCGAGCUCAUUCAUAUAUGUGAGAAACAUGGACUUGUCCUUCUUGCCGACGAAGUCUACCAAUCCAACCUCCACAAACCCGACACUCAUCCCUUUACGUCGUUCAAAAAGCUCGUAUCUCAGUUGAAGUCUACGGUUCCCUUGGUGUCAUUCCACUCGGUUUCGAAAGGUGUGUUGGGUGAAUGUGGUCGUCGUGGAGGAUACUUCGAAUGCACGAAUUUCUCUCCGGAGAUCCUCGCACUGAUAUACAAAAUGGUUUCUGUUGGACUUUGUCCUCCACUUCAGGGACAAAUUGCUGUCGAUACGUUGGUGCGUCCGCCUAAGGAAGGCGAGCUCUCAUUUCCCAAAUGGAAGGAAGAAACGGACAAAAUUCAUGCCGCGCUAGCCGAACGCACGAAAAUCAUGGCAGACAGGUUGAAUAAACUGGCCGGAGUGGAGUGUGUCAAUUCCCCUGGUGCAUUAUACUUGUACCCGAAGAUCACGCUCUCGUCGAAAGCUAUCGCAGAGGCAGAGAAACACGGGAAGCAACCUGAUGCAUUCUAUGCUCUGCAGCUUUUGGAUGAGACUGGUAUCUGUGUCGUUCCUGGUAGUGGUUUUGGACAGCGAGAAGGUCACUGGCACUACCGCUUGACCUGUCUCUGUCCAGGUGUGGAGGAGUAUGUCGGCAAGUUAGAGAAGUUCCACAACAGAUUCAUAGAUAAAUUCGGGGUCUGA
This is a messenger RNA of Lentinula edodes (shiitake mushroom), 1428 nucleotides long. RefSeq names its product transaminase. Gene Ontology annotation, molecular function: pyridoxal phosphate binding; L-alanine:2-oxoglutarate transaminase activity. Gene Ontology annotation, biological process: biosynthetic process. The coding region runs from base 1 to 1428 and encodes 475 amino acids. The transcript is spliced from 2 exons. NCBI's taxonomy places the organism in Eukaryota, Fungi, Basidiomycota, Agaricomycetes, Agaricales, Omphalotaceae. The record is from RefSeq and is a predicted model, not a curated record.